AUGAGUUGCGCUCGGUAUCUUAAUAGUAUAAAGCGAUAUUCGCUAACGAUGAAUAAGGAUCUACGUGCAAUCAUUCAAUUGGGUACAGCAUUCAUGCUCAUUUUUUCGGCUUUCAACAGUCAAGGCUUUGUUGAAAUCGCUGUAUUGAGCAGUGUUGCGCACGAUCGUCCAGAAUCCGGUAUCACUGAGCAGUCCGGUUAUUACAGUUUAUCCAUAAUAUAUUUCGUUUUUACAAUCUCAAACUUGCUGGCACCCGUAGUGAUCAAUAUAAUUGGAUGUAAAUGGUCCAUGGUGUUAGGUGCCUUAACAUAUUGCUUAUUUAUGCUGGGAUUUUUGCAUCUUCAAGCCACAUUGCUCUACGCACUCUCGGCACUCGCCGGAUUUGGCGCAGCAAUUUUAUGGACUGGCCAAGGAGUGUAUCUGACCGAAUGGUCACGAUUCGAUACGAUGGCACGUAAUAGUGGUAUACUUUGGGCAAUGCUUCAGUCAUGUCUUAUUUUUGGAGGAAUUUUCUUGUUUUCUUUGUUCUUCUCGAGUACAAUAACCAGUUCAACCAGGCUUAUGUAUACGUCGUUUUCGGCGAUUUGUCUCGGUGGUGCGCUGGUUUUAGCGUUUUUACCAUCCGUACCACGGAGUAAUCGUUUGGGUGAAAACAGCAGCAAUCAACAGAUCGAAGAGGAAGAAGGCAUCGAUGGUGGUGAUACAACUAGUGAUGAUCAAGCAAAUCUGAUCAGUGAUCGUUCAACAAUUCCAAUCAGAAGUCACUCCGUACCAACUGCCACUUCUAUUUCACCACAUCUUAGAUCAUGGAAGCACGAAUUUGUAAACACAUUACGAGUUUUGAAUUCACGACGAAUGUUCUUGCUGUCGUUUGUUUUCAUGUAUUCUGGCAUUGAGCUGACGUUUUACACGGGUGUUUAUUCGGCAUGUCUUGCUGCUUUUCAAGCACUCAACGAUCCAAACGGUCUAAUUGUUGCAUACAAUGCAUUAGCGUUAGGCGUCGGACAAAUCAGCGGUGGUGUUUUGUUUGGAAUUUGUUCAAAACGGACCCUCACUCAAGGCCGUAAUCCUGUGAUCCUUAUCGGCACAUGUGUUCAUCUAUUGGCAUUCUUCUUAAUAUUCCUUAAUGUCCCCAUGGAAGCACCGCUUCACAAAACGGGUGCGCAUGCUUUUAUUGAGCCAAGUUACAAUUUGGCUAUAUUGUGCGGACUAUUUCUGGGCUUUGGCGACAGCUGUUGGAAUACACAAAUUUAUUCAUUACUUGGCUCAUUGUAUACUAUCAACAGUUCAAAUGCAUUCGCACUGUUCAAAUUCUUCCAGUCAUUAGCUGCAUGCGCCAGUUUUUAUUAUGGAUCUGUGCUGUUAUUACAUUGGCAACUGGCGAUCAUGGCUGUUGGAGCAGUGCUCUCUGCUUUGUGUUUCUUCCCGGUCGAGUGGGAAGCGAUAGCGAUUGCAACACCGCCACAAAUUUAUCCAUAA
Molecule: messenger RNA, 1479 nt
Organism: Anisakis simplex (herring worm)
Lineage: Eukaryota; Metazoa; Nematoda; Chromadorea; Rhabditida; Anisakidae
Source: the annotation of a GenBank genome assembly